Harpegnathos saltator (Jerdon's jumping ant) is the source of this 1271-nucleotide messenger RNA. Its product is annotated as mpv17-like protein 2. The record is from RefSeq and is a predicted model, not a curated record. The transcript has 4 exons. Lineage: Eukaryota; Metazoa; Arthropoda; Insecta; Hymenoptera; Formicidae. The coding region runs from base 461 to 1102 and encodes 213 amino acids. Gene Ontology annotation, cellular component: membrane; cytoplasm; mitochondrion. Gene Ontology annotation, biological process: mitochondrial ribosome assembly.
UGCAUUAUAAUCCUAUCUGUCAAGGAAAUUAAAAAAAAAUAUUCGCGAUAGGAAAGAUAAGAUGUAUUGUUCACACUGCGCAACGACGGAAUAUUUGAUCGUCGCGGCGUCCAAUAUAUUUAGCGAGCUUUCGGCUUCGCUAAACAGUAACUUGCGACUCUCUCGAUGCACGAUGAUAACUCGCAAAAUCGUUGCUGCAUAGUAUAUUUAGGUGUCCACCGCACUCGAGGAACAUCGAGCAUUUGGCCAGUUUGGAAGUUAUGUCACGUAACAAUAUCCAACUAACGUACCGUCUUCACAAGCAUCGAAGGAUCAAGAAUCACACGAUUAUUAAUAGUAGUAAAUAGCAAGAGACAUUUCUACUUUGAACAAUCUAUCAGUUAUUGUGAUAUUACGCGUAUUGCUAUCCAAACGUGGCCGAAACGAAUCAUUCUUUUCUGUAACGUAUAAUUUUUUAAAAAUGAGUCUUUUACGUCAGCUAUUAUUUGGUAAAUAUCUGUUUGUCACCAACACUGUGAGUUGUGGCUUGAUGAUGGCAGCGGGCGAUGCGAUUCAGCAGCGUAAUGAGCAUUGGAGGAAGCACUAUUCCAACAAAUACUUCUUGAAUAGUGUUGUGGCAGCAUCGUCGGAGGAAGACGAGGAAAUGACAGUGGUUCCCAGCAACCCUGUGUAUGGGCACGAUUACUUGAGGACCAGGAACAUGGCAGUCGUGGGACUACUUCAAGGUCCGUUUCACCAUUGGUUUUACAUGUUCUUGGAUAGAGUAUUCCCGGGUAAGAGUGCAAAGUCGGUCGUCAAGAAGACACUUCUCGACCAAACGAUCGCGAGUCCCACGUGUCUGGCGAUAUUUUUCGUCGGUCUCGGGAUACUAGAGCAUCGCAAAAUUGAAGAAAUCUGCGAGGAGGUGAAAAUGAAGUUUUGCACUACAUGGAAAAAAGGCGCUAAAAAGCUUCAUCGAAACGUUUCUCUUGUAAGUAAUUUGCUGAAACUCGUCUCGUUAGGUCGAUUGUUGUUUCUGGCCUCCUACGCAAUGCAUCAAUUUCCUCUUUGUGCCACUGCAUUAUCGAGUACUUUACACGAACGCUAUGACUAUGGUCUAUGACAUUUUUCUGUCGUAUAUGAAAUAUGAUGUUCAUCUCGAAUGAUGAAGAGAAAUCUCACUAGUCAAAAUGAAAUAACAAAUUAAAUAAAUCAUGCUGUGAGUAUACAUUUAUAUGUGUAUUAUUAUUCAUUACGUGUAAAAAAACGUGCAAUAAAACGCUAUCGAAGGA